This is a messenger RNA of Raphanus sativus (radish), 704 nucleotides long. RefSeq names its product auxin-responsive protein SAUR21-like. The record is from RefSeq and is a predicted model, not a curated record. Lineage: Eukaryota; Viridiplantae; Streptophyta; Magnoliopsida; Brassicales; Brassicaceae. Gene Ontology annotation, biological process: response to auxin. Bases 181 to 465 code for a protein of 94 amino acids. The transcript has a single exon.
GAAUGCCCCAUACUCAGUGGAUCCAAGGUGAUUUUGAGUCCUUCAUCAAUCUAUUUAUACAUCCAGAAACAGAACCAAGUCUUCAAAUCACCAAGUAGUAAUUAAAGCAAUCCAAACCUUGAAUCUGAGCAUCAAACAUUUUUCCAGAAGCUUCAAAUUUCAAAUUUUCAGACACAAGAAAUGGCUUUGGUGAGAGGUCUAUUGGGUGCAAAGAGGAUUAUAGGCCUUUCUGUAGCGGCUACAAGCAAGAAGACAGUUUCAGUGCCAAAGGGGUUUCUUGCGGUGUACGUAGGAGAAAGUCAGAAGAAGAGAUAUUUGGUGCCAGUAUCAUAUUUAAACCAACCUUCUUUUCAAGAUCUUCUUGGCAAAUCUGAGGAAGAGUUUGGAUUUAAUCAUCCAAUGGGUGGCUUAACGAUUCCUUGUCCUGAAGAUACAUUCAUUAGUGUGACUUCCCAGCUUCAAUGAUGAUGUUCCAGAAGAAAAAACUGACAUUAGUUAGCUCAAGUUAGAGACAGAGUUAUUCAAUGUAUAUAUGUUAAAUGUUUUCGUCUUUCUUUGUGAAAGAGAGUUAUUAAAGAGGUUACAAAGCUCAAAUGUGUAUGCCAUAUUUCUCUGUAAGAACAAUGGUUUCAGUUUUACAAAUGAGCAAGUUUUCUCAGAAAAAAAUAUAUCAUUCUUUCAUACAUAAUGUUCAUGUUUCCAUA